Molecule: messenger RNA, 1047 nt
Organism: Histoplasma mississippiense
Lineage: Eukaryota; Fungi; Ascomycota; Eurotiomycetes; Onygenales; Ajellomycetaceae
Product: cytochrome c heme lyase
Exons: 4
Coding region: 1-1047 (348 amino acids)
Biological process (GO): cytochrome c-heme linkage
Cellular component (GO): mitochondrion
Molecular function (GO): holocytochrome-c synthase activity
Source: RefSeq, a predicted model, not a curated record
AUGGUUACCUCUACACAAAAGAUUAUAAAAAAUAUAAAUAUGGGCUGGUUCUGGGCUUCCAACACAUCCCCAACUGCCAAUGAAUACAUCCAAGGCGCGGAGCGACAGGGACUCGGACUAUUACGAUCAGAUAACCUGCCAGCAUGCGAAGCCGGUUGUCCCAUCAGGACCGUUCCAGGCCAGAACAAGAAUGACACACAACAACAUCCUGCUCCCUCCUGCCCCGUCCGCGCAAAGGAUGAUCCCUUCAACCCAACCUCCUCCCCCGACACCGCAACAUCCCAACCCCAAUCGACCCUCUCCAGACUCAAUCCCUUAAACUACAUGUUCGCCUCGAUCCCGCAAAGCCGCGCGCCGAACCAGACCGUCGAUCUCAGCGUCGAGCGCGAGGUCUCCUCCAUCCCCCGCGCCGACAGCUCCAGCAGCAGGUGGGAAUACCCGUCGCCCCAGCAGAUGUACAACGCGCUCCUCCGCAAGGGUUACUCGGACACGCCGCAGGACGCCGUUGAGGCGAUGGUUGCCGUGCAUAAUUUCCUCAACGAGGGCGCGUGGGAGGAGAUUGUGGGCUGGGAACGCACGUUUGCGGGCGGGCUGUGGAAGGGAUGGCUGCGGUGUAAGCGAGGGGAUUUGAAUUUGUUGAGGGAGGAGCAUCGGGAGGAGAGGGAGAUGGGGAGUGGUGGAGAGGGUGAGCCGCGUGCUGAGCCGCGCUUGGUGAGAUUCAUGGGUAGGCCGCAGGAGAGGACGCCCAAGGCAACCAUUUUGCAGGCGUUGGGCUGGGUUUAUCCGGCCAAAUUUGGAACAUCACCCCCUUUCGACCGUCACGACUGGUAUGUACAGCGCCAGACAUCUUCUGGACCUAAAGAAGUUCGCUACGUGAUUGAUUAUUACUCCGGACCGCCGGGGCCGGAUGGCGAGCCGGUAUUUUAUCUGGAUAUCCGCCCUGCAAUCGAUACACCUACAGCAGCGAUUGAGCGGAUGAUGAGAUGGGGCGGCGAUGUAUGGUGGAGAGCUAGCGGUGGAGCCGCAAGAGAGUCGGAGAAGAAAUAA